Closterium sp. Naga37s-1 is the source of this 7446-nucleotide messenger RNA. Lineage: Eukaryota; Viridiplantae; Streptophyta; Zygnematophyceae; Desmidiales; Closteriaceae. The record is from the annotation of a GenBank genome assembly.
AUGCCCAGUCCUAGCAGCCCCACUUUCGGUGAGGGCGAGAAAGGGGGGUUUGAGAAAGGGGAGGGUGAGAGAGGGGGGCGUGAGAUAAUGGAAGGUUAUAAAGAGGAAGGUGACAAAGUCGAGGGUGACAAAGGCGAGGGUGCUACCAGCAGCUCUGAGGACUCUCCCUGGCGGUCAGUUGCAAACAUUUCACCACGGAGCCAGGAGCUGCCCGACCAGGCAGAGCAUGCCCGUAAACGUUCGUCCGACAAGUUUCUUUUGAGGCAGCAGGAACUGUAUCAGGCAGAAGGAGAGGAAUUGCCGGUGCUGGCAUCCCAACGGCAGGCCAGUCUAGCUGUUCGUCUAUUUGGCUCUUCGCUUGUGGAAGGUUCGUUGGUUGGAAGCGGGCAAGAGGGAGGCAAUCCUUCUCCCCCUGCUGCUCCUGCUGCCGCCGCUGCUGCCGCCGCCGCUGCUGCUGCUGCUGCUGAUGCUCCUGCUCUUGCUGAUUCUGUUCCAAACCCUGCUAUAUUGGCAGUAGCAGCAAGAGCAGCAGCAGCACCCGUGCCUGACUCCUUGCUGGCACCAGCAGCAGUAUCCGUGAAAGGGCAAGCUCCUCCUUUUCCUACUGCUGCAGCCACUGCUGCACCAGCUGCCUCGCCUCCACCCUCCCCUGCCCUGGCCGCAUCAACUUCCCCCGCCCUUGCUGCUGUACCCAAGGUGGAACCCUCCUCUGCCUCCACAUCCGAGACUGGACAAAGUCAACUAAGUCAACAGCCUGCACACGUAAAGGGGAGGGGGCACCUGGGGGAGGCGUUAUCCUCUGAUGCGUCAGGCAGAGAGGAAGGGCGUAGGAGAGUUGUUUCAAGGUCAGGGCGACGAGGAAAACGGAAGGAGCGAGAAGCACGAGAGGAGAGGGGGAGGGGGGGACGGGUCGAAAGGCAAGUCGAGGAGGAGAGGGGAGGAGGGGAUAGUGUGAGGGGAGAGGAGGUAUCAGGUGGAGGGAGAGGUGGAGGAGGGAGAGCGGAGACAGAUGCAGGAGAAAGCCGCCGACAGCAGGAAUUGAAACCAGGACCUCAAGCACCGGUACCACAGCCACCAGGAGCACUGCUUGAGUGUGUUGCAGAAGGGGAAGCAGAUGCAGCAGCAACCACAGCCGUUGGGAGAGGGAGACAUGAGGUUUCUCACCCACUUAUACCGCGAGCAACCGUUUCUCACCCAGCCAUUCCUCGAGCCCAUGGCAUGAGGCUGCCUCAGAGCGUUGUGGAGGCACAGCAGCAGCAGCAGUAUGAGGAAGAGCAUCGCCAGCACCAUCAACAGCCACAAGAGGACCUACAGCAGCAUCAGCAGCCACACGAGGACCUCCCACAGCAGCAUCAGCAGCCGCAGCAGCAGCAACAGGAGGGGGAAAGUGCGGCUGGGCGAGGCCAGGGGACGGGACUGGGAGUGCCAGAUGUACCUCCCCCCGUUGUACCUGCCACUGGUUCCUCUCAGCUGACGAUCUUCUACGGCGGGAUGGUGCACGUGUACCAGGACGUGCCUUCAGACCGGGCCCAGGCAAUCAUGCUAUUGGCUGGAUCAAGCACCACCUCCUCCUCCUUCCCUCUUCCCCCCAACCUCCUCACCGCUCAACACUCCUCCAUCUCCACCCCUCGCAGCCCUCUCCCUUCUCCCUCCACCCUCACUCCCCCACAUCCCUCCUCUCUCCCUUCACCCAGCCACCCUCACUCACCCGCCUCUGGCCCCUCCUCCUCCACAGCCCAGUACCUUUCAUCGCUGCUCCCUGCUCCUUCUGCUCCUUCAGUCUCUUCUCUGUCAGCUGCUCCCUUCUCGCCGCCCUCUGCUGCGGCCUUCUUGUCGCCUUCUGCUGCUGCCUUCUCUUCUUCCUCUGCUCUUUCCCUCGCCUCCUUGCCAUCUCACCCUUUGAGAUCGAUGGAUAAGCGAGAGAGGGGGAGGGGAAGGGGGGAAAGCUUUGGUGGUGGGGAUAGUGGCAGCCGUGGUGAUGCUGCUGCUGCUGCUGCUGCUGCUGCUGCUGCUGCUGCUGCUGCUGCUGCUGCUGCUGCUGCUGCUGCUGCUGCUGCUGCUGCUGCUGCUGCUGCUGCUGCUGCUGCUGCUGCUGCUGCUGCUGCUGCUGCUGCUGCUGCUGCUGCUGCUGCUGCUGCUGCUGGGGGUGGUGGGGACGGUACUGGUGGUGAUGAUGAUGGUGAUUUGGCAAGAGAACAAGCUUCUGUUCAACAGCAUUUGCACCAGCACUAUUACAACUGGCAGCAUCAGCAACAGCAGCAGCAGCAGCAACAUCAACAGCAGCAACAGCAGCAGCAGCAGCAGCAGCAGCAGCAACAGCAGCAACAACAGCAGCAACAGCAGCAACAGCAGCAGCAGCAAAAGCAACAACAGCAGCAAAAGCAACAGCAGCAGCAGCAGCAGCAGCAGCAGCAGCAACAACAGCAGCAACAGCAGCAGCAGCAGCAGCAGCAACAACAGCAACAACAACAGCCUAGCCCCCACCAAUAUCCCUCUACUAACAUCCCCUCUCACUCGCUCUCCCACUCUCCCUCUCCUCCUCCUUCCCACUUCCACUCCUCUCCUUCUCUUUCACCCUCCAUUGCACCCUCGUCCAUUGCACCCACCUCCCUUGCACCCACUUCCCUUGCACCCACUGUGCAUGUGUACGUUCAGUACCCAGGAGCAGCCGGAGGAGGGGUUGGAGGUGGAGGGGGGGCGGGGAGAGAGGAGCAGAAAGGAGGAGGAGGUGGUGGAGUUAUUGCAAGAGUGGCUGAGAGGGAGAGGAGAGCAAAGGCGGCCGGUGGCGGAGCUCUGGGGGAGUUCGGGGGACGGGGAGGGGCUGGCGGGGAAGGGAUCGGCGGAAGGUUUGAGAUAGUGGGGGAGCUGACAGGGGGGCUGGCGGCGGUGGUGUGGGCGCCAGACGAGGAGGAGGUGGCGGUGGUAACUGGGGCAGGGCGAUUGCUGACCAUGACGAGUGAUUGGCAGCAACUGCUGCUCCUAUCCGCUGCUCCUUUGCGCAAAGGGAGAGAAAGGGACCAACGGGAGAAACUGCUGCUUCUUUGCUCUGUACUUCCUCUGCUGCCGUUCAUCAUCCCUUACAUCCUUGCCGUUUCUCGUGCUCUCGUCCCCCUCUUCCCACUCUCUCGACCCACACCUUCCGCCCCCUUCCCUCCCUCCCUCUCCCUCCCUCCCUCCCUCCCUCCCUCCCUCCCUCCCUCCCUCCCUCCCUCCCCUCUCGCCUUCCCUCUUCCCUUCUUCCCUCCCUUCCCCUCUUUGCCCUCUCCCCCACCAGCUUCCACCACCAACUCUCGGUCUUCCCCUUCUGUCUUCUAUUGCUUGAUUCGUUUUCUUCCCUCCUAUCAGGGGCUCUCAGCCAACCAGCAGCUGCCACCUGGCACGUACGGCCCAUUUGCUGACGUGGCAUGUGGGGACCACCUGAUGGGGCCUGUUGCGUGGCAGCCAGCUGGCGCUCUGGUAGCCGCUGCUGCUUGCAAGUGGGAGGAGGGAAUGGGGGAGGAGAAAGGAGGGAAGGAGAAAAUGGGCCAGGAUGGAAGAGGGGAGCCAGGAGGGAAGGAGAGAAGAGGGGAGGAGAAGGCAAGGGUUGGAACUUCUGUUUUGCCGGUUAAGGAUGCUUCGUUUCCCGAAGCAGGAUCGGUAUACCACCGCUGCAACUACAAGUGGUAUUUGAAGCACGAGUGCCGCACAAACAAGACCCACCCCCACCAAUCCCCACCGUCUCUCACCCUCCUCCUACCUUCUUUCCUCUGGCACCCGGAAUCCCCCUCAUCCGCCCUCUCCUUCUCCCCCCUCGGGGUCAUCUCGGCCGUCCAUUUCAUCUGGACGGCUGGUGCUCUGGCACCUGGCAAUUCCACCGUUGCUGUGAUCGACGGCCAGGAUUUGAGGUUCUCGUCGCUGCUACUGCAUGGGGGGAAUGGGGGCGCAGGGGGAGGGGGGAGUGGGGGGAGCGGGGGGGGCGGAGGGGGAAGGGGAGGGCUUCUCCCCCCACCGUACUGCCAUAGGGUGGAGGGAUUUCCGGCUGCUGUGGUGGCGGUGGCGGGUGCUGAGCUGGCAGGUGAUGAGGUGGCAGGGUUUGAUUGGUGGGAGGAGAGCAGCGAUGCGUCUGGAGUUGAGAGUGGUACGGAGGGGUGUGGAGCAGUCCAAAAGGGUAAGAAGGGUGGAGUUGAGAUUGUGGGAGCAGUGCUUUCGAAUGGUGAUGUGGGAGUGGUGGUGAGACCAGAGGGGUGUGAGUGGAUGGAUGAGGAAGAGGAAGAGGAGGAGGGAGAGGAGGGAGAUGAAGAAGGGGAAGGAGAGGAAGAGGAAGAUGAUGAGGCGGAGGAUUUUCCACAGAUCAAACGGUUCGUAGCUACUCUAGACAGCAGUGGCACCAGUGGAGGUGGGGGUGGGGGUGGAGGUGGCACCAGUGGAGGUGGAGGUGGCACCAGUGGAGGUGGCACCAGGGGAGGUGGCACCAGGGGAGGUGGCACCAGGGGAGGUGGCACCAGGGGAGGUGGCACCAGGGGAGGUGGGGGUGGAGGUGGAGGUGGCACCACCUCCACCACAGCUAGCAAUCCUGCCAGCAGCGGCCGGCACAGCAUAUCGAGGGAUGACAUUGCUCGCAUGCGCCACGCAGCUUGGCUCUCCCCCACCCGCCUCGUGGGCGUCAUUGCCGCUCUGCAUGAGAGGCCUCUAGAGCAGGCUUCGCCUGAGCAGGCUUCAUCUCAGCAGGCUGGUUCUGUUGACUCCGUUGACUUUGUUGACUUGGUGGUAGAGCUUGAGUUGCGACGAGAGAAGGGGUUAAGGAGGGGUGGGGAGGGGGAGGUGCAAGGAGCAGUGAUGAGUGUGGUGGGGGUGGUGGGGCUGAGGCAGAAAGUUGUGGUGUCGGGUGCUAUAGUCACACGAGACCUGCUUGCUUUGGCUCUAGGGGCGGGUUCUGGUUCCCAGGGAGCAGCUGGAGGCGCAGGUGGCUCUUCAGGUGUUUUUUCAGGUGCUUCUGUUGCGCUCCCAGGUGCACUCCCAGGCAGGGUGUCGGAGGAGGGGACGAGGGCAGGAGUGGGCGGGCCGGCAGGCAGCAGAAAAGGACAAAAGGGGAAGGUGCCGUCAUCAUUGUUGUCUUGUCCUUUGUGGGAAGGGGGGGCGGUGCUGGUUGCAGGGCUUGGGCGGCUGAGAGUGGGAGGAGGUGAGAGAGAGGAGAGGGGGGGAGAGGACAAGGGGGACGAGGGAGAGGAGGAAGAGGAGGGGGAGGGGGAGGGGGAGGGGGAGCCGGCAGUGGUUCUCCAGGCGACACGUGGCAGUCUGGAAUUGGUCUACCACCGGGCGCUGGUCCUCCGGGCGGCGGGGCUGCUGCUGAGUCAGCGCCGCUUCCGGGCGGCUGCUGAGCUGGCGCGCCGCCACAGGCUGGACCCAAACGUGUUGGUGGAUUUCGGCGGGUGGCAGUCAUUUGCCUGGCAAAUGGGAACAGCCAUUAACGGAGAGCAGAGUGAUCCUGCCUCUAAUGGUGUGCAUGUGUUGGUGGUGACUACUAGUGGGGUGGGUGUGACUAGUGGAGCGAGGGAGUUUGUGUGGCAGGUGGGGGAGAGGGGACUGCGGCAUGUGAGUGAGGUGAUCUACGGGUUGAGAGAGGAGGAUGUGGCGGCGAGAGGAGGGUUGUAUGGUGAGGUGCUUGCUGGGAUGAGAGGCGGGGGAGGGGGAUGGGGAGGGGAAGGUGGAGGAGGAGGAGAGAAUGGAGAAGCAGGAGGGAGAGACAGGCAAGGGGAUGGGAGAGGAGUGGUAGGGGGUGGAGGAGGGGGAGGAGGAGGAGGGAUCACCGGCAAGGUGACAGCAGUGUGCGCAGCUCUCCGGGCGGCGCUAGAAGCCGAGCUGCCGCCCGGCGCAGUCCGGGACACGUGUGUGCUGAGCACGUACGCGUGCAGUGUGCCGCCCAGAUUGGAAGAAGCACUCCUGCGAGUCAAGGCAAAGCGGAGCUCGGAUGAUCAUGUGGGUCGUAUCUUUAGAGAUGGGCAUGUGGGUCUGUCUAAAGAUGGGUCUAGAGAUGGGCAAGUGGAUGGGUCUAGGUCUACAGAUGAACCAGAAUCUACUCACCCCCCCACCCCUCUCCUCUCCCUGUCUGUGGAAGCUUCCUUGAAGCAUCUCAUGUGGCUGACCUCCCCAGACCACGUCUUUAACUCCGCAUUAGGUCUCCACGAUUUAAACCUCGCGGCUUUAGUAGCCGCCCAUGCCCAGUCCCAAAAAGACCCCAAGGAGUUCCUCCCGAUCCUCCGAGGCUUGGCCACCGAGCCUCCGCCGAUCCGGCGGCUCAGGAUCGAUGUGAGGCUCGGGAGGCUGGAAGGGGCGGUUGGCCAGCUGGUGGCUCCUGAUUCGCCGCUGAUGGUGGCCUCGCUUCCCGAAGCUGCGCUGCUCUUUACCGCAGCUAACAACCUGCCUCGUGCGCUCCAGGCCUACCGCCAGGCUGGGCAGUGGCGCAAGGCGCUUACCACUGCAGCCAGGCUCGGAUUCCCCGAACCUGAGGUUCGGAAACUCGCACAGGAGCUUCGGGAAGAGCUUGUCGAGGUUGGGAGGAGGGCAGAAGCCGGGCGGCUGGCGAUUGAGUACGAGGGGGAUUCGGGCGGCGGGAUUCGUCUUUUAGUGGAGGCGCAUUGUUGGGAGCAGGCAGCGGAGGAGGCGGGGAAGUGUGGACAGGUGUCGCUUCUUGAUUCGCUGAUCGCUCCAGCAGCGGUAGAAGCAGCAAGGGGAAUGCUUACAGACAUGGAUGAAACACAGGGGAAAAUCACAGCCUAUGUUCGCCGGUUCGGUGCAGUGCGGUGCAAACGGGUGCAGAUGGAGGAAAAGCUCAAGGCCGAGAGGUUGGAGAGGGAGGAGGUGGAGAGGAGGAGGAGGGAGGAGUAUGGAGAGGAGUAUGGGGGAGGGGGCAUGGGGAUGGAUGAGGCUUCAGAAACAGCAUCUAUGGCAUCAAGUGAUGUGGGCAGCAUGGCUAGUGGUGUCACUGGCUUGAGUGCUUAUACUGCAGGCUCGUCCUCCCGAGUGAGCACCGCUAGUGGGUGGACCGCCACCAGCAAGAAGACGGGUGGUAGGGCGACCAGGAGAAAACAACAGAAGGCUGACAAGGGGAGGCGGAUUCGCGCUGGCAGUCCUGACGAGGAGCAAGCAUUGGUUGAGCACAUUCGCAUGCUCGGCCCCUCCUCCCAAACCUUGGAGGAGGUUCGGCAGCUGCUGGAGCUGCUCACAGGCUCGGGGCACGAGCCUUUGGCUCGAAGGCUUCAGGCACGGGUGGGGGCUUUAAUCGCCACUCAUACGGCAGCUGUUGCGGAGGUGGAAGCAGCUCUUAAAGAGGAUAGACUGAAGGCAGCGGUAGAAGCUGAGGGGGUUUUGCAUUCCAAUGCUGCUGGAGAUGCAGCAGCAGAAGCGGGUUUGGCUUCUGCUACAAAGCAAGACGUGAAAUGGAAGUGGGAGGUCCUAGAAGGCAUUUAA